GCUCGCGGACAGUCGGCGCGCGGGCCGGCCCGGGCCGGCGCCCCGUCUAGCUCUCUCGCUUGCGUCUCCCGGCGCCCCGGGGGAUGCCCCCGGCCGGGCCUCCCCGAUGGCCGCCGACGUCUUCAUGUGCUCCCAGAGCCGGCCCCGCAGUCGGGGCCGUGCCGUGCUGCUGAAGCCCCAGGUGCCCGAGGACGACGACGACUCUGACACGGAUGAACCGUCCCCGCCGCCCGCCUCCGGCGCAGCCACCCCGGCCAGGGGCCAGGCGAGCGCCGCGCUACCGCCGCCCAAGGCCGGGUCGGGCCGCGAGGAGCCUCCGCGCCGCCAGCAGAUCAUUCACAGCGGCCACUUCAUGGUGUCGUCGCCGCACCGGGAGCACCCGCCCAAGAAGGGCUACGAUUUCGACACGGUCAACAAGCAGACGUGCCAGACCUACAGCUUCGGCAAGACCAGCUCCUGCCACCUGUCCAUCGACGCCUCGCUCACCAAGCUCUUCGAGUGCAUGACCCUGGCCUACAGUGGGAAGUUGGUGUCUCCGAAGUGGAAGAAUUUCAAGGGCCUGAAGCUCCAGUGGAGAGACAAGAUCCGGCUCAACAACGCCAUCUGGCGGGCCUGGUACAUGCAGUACUUGGAGAAGCGCAAGAACCCCGUGUGCCACUUUGUCACUCCGCUGGACGGCUCUGUGGAAGUGGACGAGCACCGCCGGCCAGAGGCCAUCACCACAGAAGGAAAGUACUGGAAAAGCCGCAUAGAGAUUGUGAUCCGGGAGUAUCACAAGUGGAGAACCUACUUCAAGAAAAGGCUCCAGCAGCACAAGGAUGAGGACCUUUCCAGCCUGGCCCAGGACGAUGACAUGCUUUACUGGCACAAGCACCGGGACGGCUGGAAGACGCCAGUCCCCAUGGAGGAGGACACGCUGCUGGACACGGACAUGCUCAUGUCGGAGUUCAGCGACACCCUCUUCUCCACACUCUCCUCCCACCCGCCCGUGGCCUGGCCCAACCCCCGUGAAAUAGCACACCUGGGAAACGCAGACAUGAUUCAACCUGGGCUGAUUCCUUUGCAGCCCAACCUGGACUUCAUGGACACCUUUGAGCCCUUCCAGGACCUUUUCUCUUCCAGCCGCUCCAUUUUUGGCUCCAUGCUGCCUGCACCCGCCUCAACGCCUGCACCAGAUCCCAACAGCCCACCUGCUCAGGAGAGCAUCCUGCCAACCACCGCUCUCCCUACCACUCUCCCCACUGCAAGCCUCCCCGACAGCUUCAUCGCGCCCCCCGCAGCCUCUGCCCUGGACCCCACGAGUGGGCAGGGCUGUGAACACCCGCCCCAGCCUGGGGACCCCUUCAUCCAGCCCGCAGACCUGGGUCCCUCAGCACCGCCCCUGAGCGGCCCCCAGCCUUUCCUGCCCGUGUUUACCAUGCCUUUGCUCUCGCCCGGCCCCGCCCCGCCACCUCCUUCCCCUGUCUUGCCAUUAGGCCCCCCUCCCGCCACUGCCCUGAACCCCCCAACUCCCUCCGCCUUCCUGCAGCCCCAGAAGUUUGCCGAAGUUGGCAAGUCGCCCUCCGUCAUCACCCACACGGCCUCUGCCACCCUCACCCAUGACGCCUCUGCCACCACCUUCAGCCAGAGCCAGGGCCUCAUUAUCACCACGCGCUAUCCACCCCCCUCCGGGUCCCCCUAUGGCCUGGCGCUGUCUCCUGUCACCCAGCCACCAACCGUCGGGCCUCCCCAACCCCGUAUGACUUUUGUGCAUCCCAAGCCUGUCUCCUUGCCUGGGGGGAGGCACAAGCAGCCCCCCAAAAUAGUGCCUGCUCCCAAACCAGAGCCAGUGUCCGUGGUGUUGAAGAACGCUUGCCUCACCCCAGCUGCCUUCCCAGGCCAGCCGCAGGCAGUGAUCAUGACGUCAGGCCCUCUGAAGAGAGAAGGGAUGCUGGCUUCCACCGUGUCCCAGUCCAGCGUGGUCCUCGCGCCUGCUGCCCUCACCAGGGCUCCUGGAGUCACAGAGUUCCCCAGCGGCAUCCUGGUGACGGACCUCGGCCCCGGCCCGGGUAGCCAGCAUGCCCCCGUGUCCCGGCUCUUCCCUCCCAGCACGGUGCCCGACUCCCUGGUGAAGGGUGAGCAGGGCCCCCUGCACGGGGGCAUUGCCCAGGUCCCUGCCGUGGGCGCCAGUGACUCAGCUCUCCGCUUGGACCGCUUGGGACCACGUCGGGACUGCCCGAACUCAGGACAGGCCUCUCCAUGCGCGUCCGAGCAGAGCCCUAGUCCUCAGUCCCCCCAGAACAACUGCUCAGGGAAAUUGCCUGCAGACCCCAAAAACGUGGCUGUUUUAAAGCAGAACCGGCAGAUGAAGCACAUCUCAGCCGAGCAGAAGAGGCGCUUCAACAUCAAGAUGGGCUUCGACACCCUGAACAGCUUAAUCUCCAACAACACCAAGCUGACCAGCCACGCCAUCACGCUGCAGAAGACCGUGGAGUACAUCACCAAGCUGCAGCAGGAGCGCAGUCAGAUGCAGGAGGAGGCCCGGCGGCUGCGAGAGGAGAUCGAGGAGCUCAACGCCACCAUCCUCUCCUGCCAGCAGCUGCUCCCUGCCACGGGCGUCCCCGUCACCCGGCGCCAGUUUGAUCACAUGCGAGACAUGUUUGACGAAUAUGUGAAAAGCCGGACUCUGCAGAAUUGGAAGUUCUGGAUUUUCAGCGUCAUCAUCAAGCCACUGUUCGAGUCUUUCAAGGGCGUGGUGUCUACCAGCAGCCUGGACGAGCUGCACCGGACGGCGCUGUCCUGGCUGGACGAGCACUGCUCCCUGCCCAUCCUCAGGCCAACCGUGCUGAACACCCUCCGGCACCUGAGCACUACCACGUCCAUCCUGACAGACCCUUCCCAGCUCCCCGAGCAGGCAGCAGAGGCUGUCACCAGAAUCAGCCAGAGAGCCGGGGAGUCCUAGCAGCGCUUAGUGGACACGUGGCCGCAUGGGAUGCCGAGGAGACCCUUCCCCACCCGCGGAGAGGAGGCCGCACCCCUCACCUCUCCCGCUUCAGGGCCUCCUAGCCUCCUCCUGUGGCCCCAGCCGCUCCGAAUGCUGCGCUCAGGUCUGAAGCAGGUUUGGGUCCUGCCAACAGCAAUAGCCCAGCUCUGGGAACCCCUUGCUGUGAACUCUGACUCAGCGACCUCAGUCACCGACCUCCCCUCGCCUCAGAGAAGCCCAGAUGAAGGGAAACGAGGGGACGCCGCCCCUCCCUGUCCUGUCCUGCUGGGGGGGUGUCGGGGGGAUGGGGGAGGGGGCGUGGCACCAGUGCAGGGAGCCAAUGGGCAGGAGGAGGCCUCACCCACUCCCCCAAGUUAGGACGCGUGAGGGUCCUUCCCAGUUGCUGUCGGACGCGCCCUCCUGUCGCGUCUCUGGCACCCCUGGGCUGUUGGAAGGCCUCCUUCCUCCCCUGACUCUGACCUAAUAGAGCGGAUGUCGGCUCGGGCUUCGCAGGGCCGGGAAACCCUACAGCACGUGUGCAAAGCAGUGGGUGUGUGUGCCCCAGAGGAUAAUGGAAGCACCAGUGACGCGGAGCUGCUUCAGUCCUGGAGAUCCCCCGGGCGAUGCUACGGUCUGUUUCACAAGUGGAUUUGGUUCCACUUGGCGUUGCGGCAGUCACGAUGGCACCAACCCAGGAAUCAUGGCGGGGACUCAGACAGGCCCUGCCCCCUCACACCCCGCCUGCUUCUAAGCCAGGAACAGCCGUGCUUGAUGGACACCACUAGCCCUGUGGGUGCAGCGUGUGAAACACCAGGCUCCACGGUGCUGCCAUCGACCGGGUCCCCUGACCUGGAUUGUCCAGCCGGGAGCCCCAGCCCAUCCAUCCCAGUUCCUGGACCAAAGAUGCCAGCACCCCCAGCAUCUGCCCUGUCUUGCGUUUGGAGGCAGAAAUUGACCAGUCGACACAGAGCUCCGAGGUGGCUGCCUCGGAGCUGUCUCCAGGCGGCUCCGGAUCAGACAGUCAGGAGUUGAACUCCGCUUUGGUCCAUGCAGAGGACUGUGGGGGCAGCAGGCUAUUUCCGAAGGUGGGAGUUACACCUGGAAGGGUUUGGAGGAGGGGGCCCCGGGCCAGUCCUCCUCGCGCCAUGUCUGCGGGAGCAGUUCCAGGCAGAAGGAUGCUCUCUAACACUCAGGAAGCCCAGCCAGGGCUACCUCCUCAUUUAAAGAAUGUGCUUUUCACGUCCUGCUGUGAAGUUCAGAGGCCAGCAGGCUUCCCCUUCAACCUCUGUCCUCCCUGCCUGAGAUGGAGACCUGCCCGAGCAAGGGCCAGGCCAGGAGUCCUGCGGGCUCGGCAGAGCUGCGGCGGGGCUGCUGCGGGCUGCUCGCUGCCAGGCCAGGAGUCCUGCGGGGCUAGCAGAUCUGUGGCGGGGCUGCUGCGGGCCACCCGCUGAAGUUCGGAUCCUUUAGGAGGCUCCCACUGGCUCCUGCAGGCCUGUGGAAGGUGCCCCGGGGGCAGCCCCGCCUCAGCCUCCGCUGAGGGAGGAUGGAGGGGGAUCCUCCCCGGGUGGCCAGUCGUGCCCCUGCCUCCAUCCCCUCAUCUGUGCGCCGGCCCUGUCAGGAGCGCCCCAGCGGCCCCCUCUGCCUCCCCAGAAAAUGUGUUUACAGGCCUUCGGAUGGCUCUCCUGAGGGGCGGGCACAGGACAGGCUGGGCCAGCCCUGCGUGUCCCCUGGGAGGUGGGAUGAGAGCCCAGCCUCCCCCCGGGUGGACACGAGGUCUCCCUCCAAGGGGGAAGAGCACUGCGAGGCUCGAAAGGAAAACAAAGGAAAAUCAGAGACGUUCCCGGCCGCAAGGGGCUGCAGAGGGUCCUGCGCUCAGCCGCACCCCGUUCCUGUGCCUUUGUCCACUGCGUGGGCGGCCGUGGAGCUUGGCCCAGCCACGACCUCUCUGAGAUCAAUAGCUUUCUCCCCACCCCAUGUUGGGAGUCUUUUUUUUUUUAGCUCCAUGGGAUAUAAAAUUGGCCUCUUGCUUCUUUGGCCUACCUCUCCUGCCCUUUGGCUGAUUUAAUGUUCACGAUUCUGUUUUUUUAAAUAUUUAAAGCUGUUAGGUUGUAUGAGGCAUUGAAGGGCGCGCGUGUAUGUGUCUGUGUGUCUGUGUGUUGGUGCGCGCAUGUGCGGGUGUGUGUAUGCAAUGUGUCCCAGCAGACGGUUAACUCGAUGCAUGUUUUGAGAUAUUUACUUAUCCGUUUUUCUUGGUGCUCACCAGUAUCACGGCUAUAGGGCCACAAAGCUGUAUUUCUUAACACAGACACAAUUGUUUCUUGCUCCGGAAGUUUUCUUGUUUGGGAGUCUUGCCCACCGAGUCUGGCCGGACGGGGCGGGGGGGUGGGGGUGGCCCUAGCUUUGACCUUUGUCCUGGGGUCCCCAGCCGGGGUGCGGGGACCCCCAGGGCUGCUCUGCCAGCUGCCUCCAGUGAAUGCUCUGAUUUGUUUACACUCCCUUUCACCCCGCCUCCUAUCUCUUCUCCUGUAAAAGAGACUUAAAAACGCUGAUUUUGGAGGAUACAAAAAUCAGUCUGAAAGGGAAAAAAAAACGCCUGCCUGGCAUACAGUCUCUGAAAGUGUUUCUGUGAAAUCUUACUGUGCCAUCAGCUCCCUUCCUACCGCUGGUUGCCCUUUGACGACGAGUGGGAAACGCAGGAAAAGAGCGGGGCUUUCUGAGGUCGGCCGGCCUGUCCCUGCUUCUGUCUCAGGCAGGUUACGCAUCAACCGGUCACCCCGCAUGCACACCGAGGAGGUCCCCAAACCGGCAGGCAGGCGCUUUCCGGGGUCUUCAGGGCACAAGGGAGAGUCCUGUCAUCAGGAGUCGGUGCUGAUGUGAGCACUGGGUCUCUUUGGGGAGGGGGUGGUGGGGUGCCACGGGCGACCCCGUACACUCAGCUCCCUCCACUCUGUCCUAGCGACCCGACCCCGCCUUCCCAACCAGACAGGUCCACUCUCUAGGUUCUUUCACUCCGGCUAGUAGAAAGAGAAACUUCGAUUCCAGGGGGACGUGGCACCACAGGGUGGGGCCGACUCCUUUGAGGAGGGCCUCAGGUGAAGGGGUGCAGUGAUCUUACAGGCACCCGCCCUCUCUAGGAGGGUGUGAUCCCAGACAGCACUCCUGUGUCCUCUCAGCCUGGGCCUCCCCUCUUUGCGCGCCUCGAAGAAUCCUGAGUGGCAGGCUCGCUGUUAUUGUCAAGGUGGUCACCGGUUUUCACGGUGCAGCUAAACGAGGGCUUGUCAGGGUGGAGCUGGGGUGGUGGGGGGUUCCAGGGGGCCCCAUCUGCAUGGGGCCUCCCUCACACUUGCGCAGUGUGGACCUGGCCCAGCUCUGGCUGACCUGCCCCACUUGGGUUUUUAUCUCGUCUGGUGGGCAGGCUUAGAACACUGCUCGCUGGAGCAGCUUUGCAAAGUGCCUCCCAGGUGGUGAGCUUGCCCAGAAAGGGAGCCGAGGAGCGCCGAUGUGGGCGCACGAGGAGCAAUGGGCUGUGGGUUUUUGCUCUGUGCUCCAGCGCCUCGUAUCUUAAAAGGGGAUUUUCACCUCAUCUGAACAUAAGGUGACAGGAGAGGGGAGCAAGGGUGGAGGGUGGCGGAGCUUGAACCUUCAACAUGUCAUACAUGUCGGUGGUUGCCAUGGCCUUAACCCGUCUAGCAGACAGGUUUGGGGGUUGGAGGGGCUCCAGGAACAGAGAGAAGCCUUACGACCCCCCGGGUGCCUCCACACAGAUCACCUGCCGGAUUUUCUUUUCCUUCUAAGGGACUUGGCCUUCCCUGCUCACCCCGUGGCAGGGGGAGCUACUGUUUUCUGUUGAGACUUAUGAAAAAUCAGCCUUUGAGAAAGAAAAGGGAACUUUUCCUGUUGAUUGUUGGCUUUGUGUGUGUGUGUGUACGUGUGUGUGCUUGCACAAGCCUGUGUGUGUGUGUUUACUCAAUGGAAUUCUAUUUUUGUGAAACUUCUUAACGAUUAUGUAGCAAAAUUCACCUCCAUCCCCCAGUCAAACUUUUGGUUCCAGAAUCAACCCUGGGCAUCACUCUUUUGAAGAAUUCUCUCCUGGGUUUCUAAAAUAGAGAUGGGCCUCCCUCAAGGGCCGAGGUCGGGGAAAGGGUCAGGAGAAACUGAAGUCUGGUGGCGUGUCCAUUGAGUCAACAUCCUGAAGCUGCAAGUAGGCAGGGCUCCGCCGGGGAGCCGCGAAGCCCAGGCUGUGUUUCUCAUGAGGGAGGCGGGCCGCGGCACCCAGGGCCGCUUUAUCUGAAUCUGUUCACACCACUUGUUUCGCUUGUGUAAUGCCACAGCUGAAACAGCACCUUUUCCUUUCUCGGGUUUCAGCUCGCGGUAUAAAUGGUUCAUCGUUUCUUUUUUUUCCCUGUUAUGCUCUCCGGUGACUGUGUCAGGGCUCCCCACCCAGGAGACAAGUCACCCCUCGUGGGCAGAAAAAGCAAAACCCCAGAAGAGUAUUGUUCACGGCAGGCUCCCUCAGGCCUGCGCCGCCCUGAGCUCGGUCGUUCAUGCUCCACUGUUGAGAAGCACGGUUCCACCAGCUGUAUCCAACACUACAAUGCAGUUCCCAAACUAUAUUUGCAUCCAAGACAAUAAACAGCCGUAUUUUUGGAAAA
This is a messenger RNA of Capra hircus (goat), 7614 nucleotides long. RefSeq names its product MLX interacting protein (gene MLXIP). Gene Ontology annotation, biological process: regulation of transcription by RNA polymerase II. Bases 107 to 2941 code for a protein of 944 amino acids. Gene Ontology annotation, molecular function: RNA polymerase II cis-regulatory region sequence-specific DNA binding; DNA-binding transcription factor activity, RNA polymerase II-specific; protein dimerization activity. Lineage: Eukaryota; Metazoa; Chordata; Mammalia; Artiodactyla; Bovidae. The record is from RefSeq and is a predicted model, not a curated record. The transcript has 17 exons. Gene Ontology annotation, cellular component: nucleus.